UGCUACGCCACGAUAAACGUCAUCGAAGCAAAAUUACAGAGCGCGGGUACUUUGGAAAAUGGGAAAAAUGGACGAACCAGCAGAGAAAAUUGUGGCAUCAGAUUCUCUGAAGCUGUACGAGGCGCAGUUCUUUGGCUUCACUCCUCAGACGUGCAUGCUGAGGAUCUACAGUGCCUUUCACGACAGCCUGUACGAGCUCAUGCUGGUGGUGGAGUCCGUGUUCAAGCGCAAGCUCAGCCCUGCGGGGCAGGAGCCCUCCGAGGAGCUGUGUGUCAAGAUGCAGGAAUGCAGCCAAAAGCUGCUCCAGUUCCUGCAGGAGCGCUUUGAGCUGCUGUCCAGUCGCAUGGAGACGCUCCUGGUGGACAGCAUCCUCUCCGUGCCCCCCAACGUCCUGCUGCCGGAGGACGAGUCCCACAGGAAGUACCCACAGGGGCCGGAGGAGCUGAUGAGGAUGGAGCGGUCGCUGGCAGAGCUCCACCAGGCCUAUCAGGCAGAGGUGUGUGCCAAGCAGGCCCUGCUGGCAGAGCUGGGAGAGCAGAAGGAGGUGCAGGAGCACCUGGGCGGCAUCCUGAGCUGGGUGGGAGAGCUGCGCACCUGUGGCAGACAAGAGGGUCUUGUCCAGGACAACUUCGCCCCGCUCGUGGAGAUGGUGAGGCACCUGCAAGAUGUCAAGGCCAAGAUCCUGAAGAAGAGUAGAGAUCUCGACGAACUCUGAUACUGUUCUCAGUGAAGAUACUGUAUAUUUUAUGUAAAUACUGCCAGAAAACUGUGUAGCCUACUAAGCCUGUCUUGUCAGAUUUUGAUCUGGAAAUGGAAAUAUAGUCUAAAUGCAGCUUGGCUGAUUUCACUUUAAAAAAAAAACAAAAAACGUUUAAACAGUCACAUGACAUUAAAAAAUAAAAGUAGACUGUACAACAUUAUCGUGUAAAUGUCAAAAUCAUUAAUCAAUAGCCUUAAUAUUCAAUUACAGUAACCAAGAAUGCAAUGUUGCUUGUAUGAGACAAAAUGAUGAACGGACAAAAAGAGUGUUAUUUUCGAUACAAACUUUCCCCUCCCACCUGAAAACUGGUCAAACUGUUUUAUCAUAUUUGCAUAAUUUGCAAUGGAAAUAACUGUUUAUUGUUCUUAACAAACCCCUUUUCCCAGCAAACUUAAUGACAUCAAUAAACAUUACAUUAACACUAAACAUUGCUGUUUAAAUGUACAUGUAAUCGUAUUAUCUUUACCAAUAUUAUAAUAUAAAAGCAAAAUAUAACAAGAUAUUAACUAUAACCGUAAACAUAUGCACACAUGUAAUAACUCUGUGUGAGUUACAAUUUUUCUCGAUCGCUUAUGCUUGCGUCAACUCACAUUGUCAAAACAGUCAACACACGUGUGUCUAAACAGAAUCACUCACACCAAAAUGACAUUUUGCUUGCUAAAGACUAACGCUCUCAAAACAUUUAAAACAAGCAAUAAAAGCUUUUGCCUUCAAAUAACGCAAGUUGUAGUGAAAUUACUUUUCACUUUCAAUCAAUCAUUACACACUGCAAAACAGAAUGAGGAGUUUCAGCCUUCAUUUUUGUUAUGUCUGUACAAUAAAAAUUAUGUUAUACAUUCCUCCCAAGAUGUACCAUUGACAUGUAAGACCUAGGGUAAGCACUUUCUGUAGACAAGACCAAUUUAAUUG
Sardina pilchardus (European sardine) is the source of this 1669-nucleotide messenger RNA. Its product is annotated as protein MIS12 homolog. Gene Ontology annotation, biological process: kinetochore assembly; mitotic sister chromatid segregation; mitotic cell cycle. The transcript is spliced from 2 exons. Bases 59 to 715 code for a protein of 218 amino acids. Lineage: Eukaryota; Metazoa; Chordata; Actinopteri; Clupeiformes; Clupeidae. Gene Ontology annotation, cellular component: chromosome, centromeric region; nucleus; MIS12/MIND type complex. The record is from RefSeq and is a predicted model, not a curated record.